This is a messenger RNA of Symbiodinium natans, 4491 nucleotides long. Lineage: Eukaryota; Dinophyceae; Suessiales; Symbiodiniaceae. The record is from the annotation of a GenBank genome assembly.
AUGGUGCGCCCGCAGGACCAAAGCUGCCUCCGGGCGGAGCCGAAGGGCUGCGCUGCUCUGAAGGAUCGAUUCAGCUGCCUCAGCAGCAAGGAUGCCAGUGAGAAAGAGGAUGUUUUUGGUUUGAAGUGCAAGCCGGCUGACAAAGCUUCAAGGCUGUGCCACACUGGCGGCGUGAGUAUGUGCGAGCCGUUCGAUUUCUUGAUGCGUGGGGCGGGCAAGGACCAUGCGUUCGGAAGCUUUACAGCCUCCGGGGUCUUUGAGACACCAUCCUGCGAGGAAGGCCAGGCAGCUGUCUUUGCCCAAACAGACACCUGGUGGCAGCCAGAGCGCCCUCUGGAGGCUGAGAUUGCCGAGCUGAGCCCCGUGGUGGGUGGCUGUGCGUCCGUUCGGGACAUGGCAACAUGCCUGAGCAGCAAAGAUGGGAGUUCCAAUGCUACUUGGGGAUAUACUCCGUACAAGGUGCAGGGCGAGGCAUGUGUUUGGUGUGGUGGCGUGCCUUGCACGGAUGCCAGCACAUCACUGUGCAUGCCGUUUGACCUUGUGAUGAACGGACAGGGCCCACACCACGGAACCUUCUACGCCAAGCACUCGUUCAAGGUGGCAGCCAUCAAGGAUUCUGAGAAUGUGGUGGCCGCCGACAUCGACGUGCAGUGCCUCUCCCCCGACAACGCUGGCUGCAACACGCUCACCGAUGCCUUCAAGUGCCUGGCCAGCAUCGACGGGCGCCCCAACGCGACCAUCUUUGGCCGCAAGGUGAAAGGCCAGCCAUGCGUGUGGUGCAACGGAAGGAACUGCAACAACGAGGGCGGCCUUUGCGAAGCGUAUGACUUGCAGAUGAACGGCGAGGGCUAUGUCUUUGCAACAAGCUUCGACAAAAAUCCCAUGGUGGCUCAAUGUGAGGCCGGCAUGGUCAAAGCGCAUCCUCAUGUGCACUCGGCUGUCCUCAGUCUUCCUGAACCGAAGAUGGACAACUUGGGCUGCCUGACUGUUCAGCCCGCGGGAUGCAUGGCUAUUACCGACAAGCUGUCCUGCCUCAGCAGCGUCGAUGGCUCCGUGGACGCUUCUUUCGGAGGCUUCAAGAUCCGCGGGCAGCCUUGCGUGUGGUGCGGUGGCACGUCCUGCACAGAUGGUGGAAGCUUCAAGUGCGCGCCCUUUGAUUACCUCACCAAAGGGGCAACUAAGGUGUUCCCUCACGUGACCGCGGUGUCUGCAACCGUUGCCCAGUGCCAUGCCGAGAGCCGCAAGUUCCCGGAACAAGAGACGGCUUGCCUCAAGUCUGCGGAGACAGGCUGCAACAACAUUCGGGACAUGGCUACUUGCGUGAGCAGCAAGGAAGCUCGCCCCUACGAGUUCAUCGCAGGCUUCAAGGUCAAGGGUGAGCCUUGCGUUUGGUGCGGUGGCGGGAUUUGCAACACCGGAUCGCCGAACAUGUGCGAGCCAUACGAUUACGCCGUCAAUGGGGCAGGACAUGCCUUUGCUACACAGCUCAGCACCGGGCUGUACACCAGGGCAGCUUGUGACAAGGUGCGGAUGGACACCGUGAGAAUUGCAUCUGUUCGGCAUGUUCUGCUAAAGGAUGGCCAGCCGGGCCCUGUGCAGCUGCCAAGUCGUCUAGAGCAAGACUUGUGGCUUCUGCAAGGUCUUGGUGCCCUCGAUCAAGGAGCUCAGAAAUCAUGUCCCAGCAUGUCCCAGCACAGCGCAGACCCGCCACAGCUUCAGGAGAAGUUCGCCACUUGCCAGGAAUAUUGUAAUUCCCAAGGCACGCAGGGUGUGUCAGGGCUUGGCGUGCGAGGAGGGAAAGCAGUGGUGACAGGUGGCUUGCAGUGCAAAUCGGCCGCCUUUGGAGACAUUGGCAGCUGUGACGUGUGCCUCCGGCCGGUGUGCAAAGGUGCAACGGUGACAGUUCGGUGUGAGCAUGAAAUGCUGUGCCAGGAAGCAAUCGGCUUCCUGCGACACCGAGUUCCAGGUAACAAGCAGGCUCCGCUGAAGUUCGGUUUGAUACAUGGGCAUCUGCGAGGUGUAUGGGCACGCAAUUUGCGAGUGCGAGCCGCUGACCAACCAGUUCAAGGCUGUGAUCUGGAUGCUGUACUUACACGAUCGCUGUUCAUGCUUUCAGCGACGAGGACACCAACGCGGCGUUUGCUCAAGCACUUGCUGUGCCAGAGGCGGUUCGGGCACUUUUCAGUGGUAGGCAACCAAGCAGCAACCCACACGCUGCCAACCUUGCACACCUGGUCAGCUACGGGCUGCGGUUCCAUCACGGACAAGCUGGACUGCCUCAGCAGCAUGGACGGUAGCCCCAACGCCACCUACCGUAGCACGAAGAUUGCUGGGCAGCCUUGCGCCUGGUGCGGUGGAGUGGCUUGCACAUCUCACGAUCCGUUUGCGAAGUGCGUUGCACUGGACUUCCUCGUCAACGGACAGGGCCCGGCAUAUGCCACUCGCCACGUCACGCACCUCACUGUCGACGUUGCAGGCUGUGAUAAGGCACCAUCCACGAGAAACUUUGGCGAUGUCAGCUGCUUGAAGCGCGAAGAGAGUGGCUGCAACACCAUCAAGGAUCAAAAGACCUGCCUUUCCAGCGUUGAUGGCCGGCCAUACACCAUGGUUGCUGGACUCAAGGUGGAGGGUCAGCCGUGCGUGUGGUGCGGUGGACUGCCUUGCACUACCAACAAUGCCAACCUCUGUGAGCCCUACGAGUUCGCCACCCACGGUGAAGGACAUGCCUACGAUUUCAACCACGAGCAGAACUUCUUCACCGCAGCUUGUGAGGACAAGGGAUCCGGGGCCCAUCCGGUGCGGGAUAAGUGGGUCAGAUUCAAAACGCCCACAGGCAAGACGUGCGGCUUUUGCCAGGUCCUGGUGGCCCCGGAGGCUGCCACUUCCUACCUCACAUGCGAGAAGUACUGCCAGGCACAAAUACGGGAAAGGAGGGUUGGCCUGCAAGAAGGCUUUCCAGGGAAAUCUGCACAGCAGGGAGCUGAGAGGGCGGAGAUGAGCUGCACUGCAGAGUUCCCGAAGAACAUCGCUCCUGUGUGCGAAUGUGAUCUGCCAAUAAAGGAGUCUGUGCACGUGAUUGGUGCCGACGUGGCGGCGGCCUCAUCGGGGAAGGGUCAUAUUGAGAUGAAGGACCUGCAGUGCCUCUCCGCAGACAACGCCGGCUGCAACACGCCUGAGCUCACCGAUGCCUUCAAAUGCCUGGCCAGCGUCGACGGGCGCCCCGACGCGACUCUUGUCGGCCGCAAGGCUCUGCCAUGCCGGAAUUGCAACAGCGAGGGCCCACACUGCGAAGCUUAUGAUCUCCAGAUGAACGGCACCCUGGAAAGCAAGACCCGACUUGGCAUGUGGUUCCACAAUGUGCAGCCGCUCCGCGUCUUGCCGCUGAGGGUGGUGCGGUCAAAGCACAUCCUCAUGUGCACUCGGCUGUUCUGGAUCUUCCUGAACCGAAGACAAUCUGGGCUGCCUGACCGUGCAGGCAAGCAGAUUUUGCCGUGUGUUGGUUUUGACACACGUGUCGUGCCUGCUCAGUCGCGGGGAUGCAUGGCGAUUACCGACAAGCUGGCCUGCCUCAGCCUUGCACUUGGUGACCUCAGAGAUCGCUUGACGUCCUGCACGGAUGGUGGAAGCUUCAAGUGCGCGCCCUUUGAUUACCUCACCAAAGGGGCGACUAAGGCGGUGUCUGCAACCGUUGCCCAGUGCCAUGACAUGGAUACUUGCGUGAGCAGCAAGGAAGGCCGUCCCUACGAGUUCAUCGCAGGCUUCAAGGCCUCUUGCAUCCUCCUGCCUUCCAAUUGGCAGUGCAACAGCGGAUCGCCCAACCUGUGCGAGCCAUACGACUACGCCGUCAAUGGUGCAGGACGGAAGGCAGGAAAGGAGGAAAGCAAGGAUGGGAGGGAAACGAUGGAUGGGAAAGGACUGGGAGAUCACAAUGUGCAGAAGGCUUGCAGCGCACGACAUCAUGUGAUCCACAAGAACUUCAUCAAGAACAAUAUGACACGCUUUCCAUACGCAGCUCAGCAGCUCGGCUGGAGCACAGUUUGCCCCGCGCUCUAUUCCAGGGCAUCAUGUGACAAGGUGCGAAUUCAGUGCUGCGGACAUGCGAGGCACAUGGCUACCAUCAAACGGUUCGACAGCCCAGAUGUGCUUAGAGCCCUGCUGCAGCUUCAGGAGCAGUUCGCCAGCUGCACAGAAUACUGUGGCUCCCAAGGCGCAGGGGUGAGCCUGCGGGAGGAGGCAUAUGCCGGUCUACCCAACGAUCGGCAGCAAAACGGUGGUGACAGGAAGCAAGCGGCUUCCUGCGACACCGAGUUCCAGGUGUACGGGCACGCCAUCUGCGAGUGCGAGCCGGCUUCGAUGGACACGGUCAAGGCCGUGACCUGGAUGCCGUACACAAUCGCUGUUCUUUGGGACGCUGACAAGGAGACUAACGAGCAGUUUUCCCAAGCGGUCGCAGCGGGCGCUCAGCACGAGGUGCAACUGGCACGCCUUUAA